CCAUCAAUCUAUUCCCGCUGAGAUUUGCUUCUGCUCCGUCAAAGCUCACAAUUCCAUCAAGCUCCAAAAAGCAAACGGCACCACUCCUGUCCUCGCCCUUUCUAUCUACUUCUACUUUUUCUUUUUUUCCAAGUCAACCAAUCGCAACAAUGAUGGAUGGAGUGAGUUAUUUCGAGACCGUCUCUGAAGUCGGCCAGAGCUGGGACAAAGUGAAGAGGAUCCCUACCUACGAUGAGAUGUUCGGUGUGGCCCUUUUCGAACAGAUGUAUGAGAUUGCCCCUGAUGCAUGGGGUAUCUUCCCUUGGUCUGCGGAAGACAUGAACAACAAGGACGAGAAGUUCCUCCAGUUCGCCAAGAAGUUUGUCCGAAUGCUUGACGUUGCUGUGGAUAUGCUUGGUCCAGAUAUGGAUGUCGUGGAAGGUCAACUGUAUGAUCUGGGUUCAUUUCACAAGCGAUAUGGAGUCACUCCCAAGCACUACGAUCUCAUGGGCAAGUCAUUAGUGCAGACGCUCAAGAAGGUGUUGGGACGCCGGUCGUUCACAGACAAGACCGACAAGGCAUGGAGAGAGGUCUACUCAUUCAUGUCCAUGACCAUGAUCCAAGGAUCUGCUGGCAUUUAAAAACACCUAUUGCGUGCCAAUCCAUGGUGCUGUAAUGCAAUGCAAUGCAACAGCAACCCCACUCUGUGAGAGUGGAUAGGAGGACAGGGCCACUGAAGAAGCGGUGAUAUGAUUUGUGGUCCUUUGUCGUUGACGUGUACAACAGAGCUUUUAUAAUAACUAUUAAACAGAAAAUCUACUAGAACUCCAUCG
This is a messenger RNA of Seminavis robusta, 812 nucleotides long. The record is from the annotation of a GenBank genome assembly. Lineage: Eukaryota; Bacillariophyta; Bacillariophyceae; Naviculales; Naviculaceae.